Messenger RNA from Owenia fusiformis, 2138 nucleotides. NCBI's taxonomy places the organism in Eukaryota, Metazoa, Annelida, Polychaeta, Sabellida, Oweniidae. The record is from the annotation of a GenBank genome assembly.
UACUUGAGAAUAAAGUUAAUAUUAAUAUUCCUGACAAGUGUCCCUUAGCAAGGAGAGAAACGGGGAGAAGAGAAGACGGUGUGACAUUAUAGCUGUAUUCUUGGUGAUUGCCUGGCGUAAGUGUAUUAUUACUAACACAUUAGUUAUGCUGGUUAUUAUACUACUCGCUGCAUUGUUCUGUCAAGCUGUAUCGUAUCAGAUUCAACCACGACGAGGGGACACGCCGCCGAAAGAACUGCUACGUUCGACGGAGAAGGCUUCCCGUGUUCAAUGUUUCAAGACGACCUGUAUAGACCCCGAUUUUACUGAUCUGGAUCCAAACGUGUUGAACGAUUCUGACGAUAACGAUGAAGGCGCUAAAAAAGAAGAAGAUAGCUCUGAGGAAGACAGUGAGAGGGAUGAAUGGAUAGCACCAGAGAGUAGAGUCAGGCGACCGAGUGGGACAGACGCGAUGAGAAGGUUUAAUUCCAGAAUGAGAAAAAACGAAAAAGAUGAAAAUGAUGACAAGCGAAAGGCCCGCAAUAAGAAACAAAAGCUGCCUACACCAGAGGGACGAAAUCGAGAUAAAACUCUGUUUGAGGGAGAUAUAAAGAAGCGUGAAAGGAGUGACAAAAAUACCCCUAAGUUCAGGCACGCAAUGUCCAACCAAAAAGCACUCUGGUUCAGACCCCCUGGUUUCCACUCCAAAGCCAAGGCUGUCAUUCCGUACAAGUUGGACUCUUCAUACAGUGAAGCAGAUAAGAAAAUAAUUCUUGCAGCAAUGGAGGCGAUAGAAACGAAAACAUCUUCCGAUGGUAGAUGUAUCAGUUUUGUUGAGAAAGACGUCCAAGAAAAUUUCGAAUUCCGAGAUUAUGUUUACAUUCAACCAAUAGAUGGAUGUUGGUCAUAUGUGGCAAAUGCUCGACUGGACGAUGAUGACUUCAGUGACUGGAAGUAUCAGAACAUGUCAUUAACUCCUGGCUGUUUAUCCUACCUUGGAGUCCCCAUCCAUGAGUUCCUCCAUCUCUGUGGGUUGUACCAUGAACACACUCGACCCGAUAGGGACACUUAUAUCAAAAUAGUUUGGGAAAAUAUUGACCCAGACUUCAAAGAGAAUUUUGAAAUAAACGAGGAGGCAAAACCCCACGACACUCCGUAUGACUAUAGAUCAGUGCUACAUUAUGAGGAAAACGAAUUUGCCAUGGACUAUACUAAGCCAACAAUUAUACCAAAUAAACCAGUGUAUAUAGGACAGCGUGAUGGUCUGUCCGCACUUGAUAUUUUAAAACUUCAAAGGGUAUAUGGCUGUCGUGAAACUGUCCCAAACUUUGACAGCGUGGCUGAGGGCGAGAUGAAACAAAAAUGCACAUUUGAAUUAGGUGAACCAUGUACAUUUAAAAAUAAGUUUAACAGUAUUACGGGCAAAAAUAAGGGAGAGGCGGAGUUUGUGACGCUUCCUGCUUUUAAUGCGCCAUAUUACGAGGCGACAAAGUGGAGUUUUUAUGAAGGUUAUUUCCAAUGUUUACCUGCAUCCUCCGCAUCCUAUGGUGACGUAGCAAUAUUCCAAUCGCCAGUGAUGCAACCAGAGAACUAUUGUCUCUACUUCUCCUUCUAUAUGUGGCAGUCGAAGGGCUCAAAAUUAGAGGUCGUAAUCUCGCUUGUUGAGAGUGAUAUAUCUCAAGCCGUUUGGACGCAAGAGGGCACUACAAAGCACGACUCCUGGUAUCUGGCCGUAAAGGAUAUCUCCGUAUCGAGGCGGUUUACGGUUGAACUGAGGGCGACCAUGGGUGACAAAGAUAUAUCUUUCGAUGAGAUUUUUCUUGUACAUAGGAACGAAAGUUACACCGAAUGUACGGAUGAUCUCAUGUAUAUUUAGGUGUGCUUACAUACAUAUACUAUAAUGUAAAAAGAUGGUCCAUUCAAAACUACCCAAAUAGUAAAUAUAUCUUGGCCAAAAGGAAUCCUUUCUUCUCAAUAACUGAGGCAAAUCAUCAGUAUGCACGAAAACGACACUAAAAAGUGAGUGUUCUCGCGAAAGAACACGAAAUAAAACCACUAAAAGGGGUUAUCAAGUGAAAAUAUACAUAAAGAAAGAUAUGAUGAUGAAAACUUCGAGUUUUUAAGAAUUGAUUAUAGAUUUCUUCGAGUAUAUAUGGAUG